This is a messenger RNA of Aspergillus calidoustus, 1539 nucleotides long. NCBI's taxonomy places the organism in Eukaryota, Fungi, Ascomycota, Eurotiomycetes, Eurotiales, Aspergillaceae. The record is from the annotation of a GenBank genome assembly.
AUGUCUGAUGUCAAAGAAGUGAAAAUGGGGACACCAGAUGAGCCCAGCUUGGAGAAGAACAAUGAGCUGGGAAGCGGAGAGGUUCAGGAUAUUGGAGCUCAGCUUUUCGUUGAAGGCGAGGAGAUUACCCCUGAGGAACUCGAGAUUGAAGGCGCCGAGGUACGCAAGAUCCUCGACAAGCGCAUCAUGCCAAUGCUAUACUUGACAUAUUGCAUCCAAUUCUUAGAUAAACUUUCCCUCAACUAUGCCUCUGCUUAUACCCUAAUCCCCGACCUAGGCCUCGAAGGCCAGAGGUACUCCUGGGUCGCGGCAAUAUUCAACUUUGGGUACCUGGCAUUCGCUAUACCUUCAAAUCUUCUGAUCCAACGACUGCCGCUCGCAAAAUACAUGGGUGCGGUGCUUCUACUAUGGGCAGGAUUGGUAGUAGCUCAUGUUGGAGCAAAGAACUAUGCUGGGAUGCUAGUUCUACGGUUCAUCCUGGGAAUGGCAGAAGCAUGCGUUAGCCCCUGUAUGAUGAACUUUACAUCUAUGUUCUACAAACGAUCCGAGCAACCCCUGCGCAUGGCUGUAUGGCUCUCCGCAAAUGGAACAGCGACAAUGGUCGGCGCCCUCCUCGGCUUCGGUCUCGGCCACGUCCACAACACCACUCUAAAGAGCUGGCAGCUGAUUUUCCUCGUAAUCGGUCUCCUUAACUUCAUCACAGGCGUCCUCUUCCUCUGGGUGAUGCCCGACUCCCCUAGCUCCGCCAAAUUUCUCACCCAUCGCCAGCGCAUCAUCGCCGUCCAGCGCGUCUCAGAGAACAUGAUAGGCGUCAAGACCAAACAGUUCAAAUUCCGGCAAGCCCUCGAACUCACCUACGACAUCAAAGUUCACUGCAUCCUAUUCAUCGGCGUCGCCUGCGGUAUCAUCAACGGCGGCGUUUCCAACUUCGCAUCAUCGCUCAUCAAGGGCUACGGAUUCUCAGGCAUCUACGCUACCCUCCUCCAGCUCCCCACGGGAGCAAUCGAGGCCGUCGUCGUCCCGAUCUGUGGGCUCGUCUCGACGUACGUCCGCGACUCCCGCUGCAUCGUCCUCGCCGUCGUGUGUCUUAUCCCCUUUGGCGGACUUUUGGGGAUUCGCUUCACGGAUCUGGACCACCGCUGGACCCUCGUUGGCUGCACAUGGCUCCAGUAUAUCAUCGGCGCGCCCGUCAUCGUUUCUUGGAACCUGCUUUCGACAAAUGUUGCGGGCCACACGAAACGGUCGAUUGCCAAUGGCCUGUGGUUCACCCUCUACGCAGGCGGAAAUGUCGCGGGUUCGAACAUCUUCUUUGCGCGCGAGGCGCCUAGGUACUACUCCGCGUUGACUGGCUUGUUGGUCUGCUAUGCAGGCAUGAUUGUCCUAGCUGGUGUUGCGUACGCCGCUAUGAAGAUUGACAACAUUCGGAGGGAUCGAAAGAUGGGCGCGGAUGAGAGUGUGGGGAGACAGGAGCGGGCUGUGUUGGACGGGUUCAAGGAUAUGACGGAUAUGGAGUCGAAGGAUUUUCGGUAUGCGCUUUGA